Molecule: messenger RNA, 1292 nt
Organism: Lampris incognitus (smalleye Pacific opah)
Lineage: Eukaryota; Metazoa; Chordata; Actinopteri; Lampriformes; Lampridae
Gene: zdhhc15b
Product: zinc finger DHHC-type palmitoyltransferase 15b
Exons: 11
Coding region: 1-1005 (334 amino acids)
Biological process (GO): peptidyl-L-cysteine S-palmitoylation; synaptic vesicle maturation; protein targeting to membrane
Cellular component (GO): Golgi apparatus; endoplasmic reticulum
Molecular function (GO): protein-cysteine S-palmitoyltransferase activity
Source: RefSeq, a predicted model, not a curated record
AUGGCUCUCUCCAGAGGUUUGAGAUGCUGUCAAAGGGUUUUCUCUUGGAUACCCGUACUCAUAAUAACCUCCGUGGUCUUGUGGUCAUACUACGCGUACGUGUUUGAGCUGUGCUUGUUCACGCUCACCAACACUUUGGAAAAAGUGGCCUAUCUAUUGGUAUUCCAUGUUUGCUUUGUAAUGUUCUGCUGGACCUACUGGAAGUCAAUUUUCACUCCACCUGCAUCGCCAUGCAAAAAGUUUCAGCUGUCAUAUUCUGACAAAGAAAGAUAUGAGAUGGAAGAGAGGACGGAUGCUCAGAAACAAAUCCUGAUUGAGAUUGCAAAGAAACUGCCCAUCGCCACUCGAGCACAAUCAGGAGCUAUCAGGUUCUGUGACCGAUGCCAGGUGCUGAAGCCUGACCGCUGUCACCACUGCUCAGUUUGUGAAACAUGUGUCCUCAAGAUGGAUCAUCACUGUCCAUGGGUGAACAACUGUGUGGGCUUUUCAAACUACAAGUUUUUUCUGCUAUUCCUGUCCUACUCCAUGCUGUACUGUGUAUUCAUUGCAGCCACAGUCUUUCAGUAUUUUCUCAAGUUCUGGGUGGGGGACCUGCCAAAUGGACCCGCAAAGUUCCAUGUCCUCUUUCUAAUGUUUGUGGCGCUCAUGUUCUUUGUCAGUCUCAUGUUCCUCUUUGGCUAUCACUGCUGGUUGGUGGCCAAAAACAGGUCUACUCUAGAGGCCUUCUCAGCUCCAGUUUUUGUCAGUGGUCCAGACAGAAAUGGCUUCAAUGUGGGCCUUCGCAAAAACCUGCAGGAAGUUUUUGGGGAGGACAGGAGGCUGUGGCUUAUCCCUGUUUUCACAAGCCAAGGGAAUGGACACUACUUCCCCUUGAAGAGUCGAAGUGAAUCCCAGAACCCCUUAUUGGCUAAUGAGGAAAUGUGGCAAGAGUCAGAUGAUGGGUCUGAGGAAGGGAGUUUGGUUGAUGAGCAAGACCCUUCUGUUACCAUAGAAAUGGAGGAGUAGAGGAGACUACCCAGUAUGUGGAACUAUUAACAUUGGUACAGAGAACAGAUUAUAACAAACACGCUCCAUACCAUGAUGCAUUCCAAAUCUUUUGGACAUUCAACACACAAGAAUUCCAGUCAAGUGUAUGGAUGAAACCUGCAGUUCUUUUUUAUUGCCACUUUUAAUAUGGUGUUAAUUUAAUUUUCGUGAGGAGGAACAGGACGGACAUCCCAACAGUGUCAAUCCUGCUGCUUGAAUGGACACACAAUAGUAUUGCUGUGAUUCGAGAAUACGAAAAAAUAAAC